AUGGCAGCUACUCUACAAUACGCGAAGCAAUUCAGUUGGUCUAAAAUAACAGGUGGCAAAACAUCGCAGUUUCGUCCGAUCUCAUCAUCAGCAUCCGACGAAGACGAGCGCGGUUCGACUGAAGGGCUACUCGAAAAAGGUUCAACAGAGGAACCAACCUCCACUCCUCCUAAAUCACCAUGGCGUGAACCAGCAUUCUUGUUUUGCCACGGGGCGCUAUUUGCGUUUUACCUGCUAGUCCUGGCGCUGGUUGCUGGAAGUAAGCGACCUAGCUGCCAUGGAACACCGUAUUCACCGGCUGCGAACAUAAUUGAAUACCAAGAUACAAAGUUUACCCUCGAGGAUCAUAUCCAAGACCUGAGCAUCUACUCUGGUGCGCCAUCUCCGGAACUCGACCAAGCAUGGCACGAUCUAUUGAAUAGUCAGAAUGUGCGCGUUGAGCCAGAAUAUUACAAACACUACGGUCGCGAGCACAUUGGCGUUGGUGUACCUGGAAGCGACGACUACAUUGGCACACUAAACGUUUUCCAUGAACUACAUUGCAUUAAGAGAUUGCACCAAUUCAUGUAUACGGAAUAUUAUUUUCCAGAUUUUACACCGCAUCAGCUGGAAAUGAAUAGGCUACACAACGAACACUGCCUUGACUUUUUGCGACAAUCAGCCAUGUGUCAUGGCGAUGUUGGCUUGAUUACCUAUAUUUGGAGAUCCGAUAGUAUCCAACCUGUGGUUAAUGCAACCUCGCAUCAGUGCGUCAACUGGGAGAAGUUGUAUGGCUGGAGUCAGGAUCGGGCGGUCGACAUGCUCAAGCCAGGGUGGUUGGUGCAUCCCACAAAAGGUGUCGUAUAUCCAGAUGGUGAAGGCGAUCGCAUUGGUGCGAUUGAUAAAGACAUCCAUCACUAG
[Torrubiella] hemipterigena is the source of this 900-nucleotide messenger RNA. Lineage: Eukaryota; Fungi; Ascomycota; Sordariomycetes; Hypocreales; Clavicipitaceae. The record is from the annotation of a GenBank genome assembly.